This is a messenger RNA of Lolium perenne, 1446 nucleotides long. The record is from RefSeq and is a predicted model, not a curated record. NCBI's taxonomy places the organism in Eukaryota, Viridiplantae, Streptophyta, Magnoliopsida, Poales, Poaceae.
AUGACGAAGAAGAAGCCUACGCCAUGGCACGGCACCGCCGCAGCCAACUCGCCCUCCCCUGCCUCCCCCUCGGCCUCCUCGGGCUCCCGCAUUGUGCCUUCGUCAUGCGCGCCGACGCACAAGAAGAAGAAGAAGAGUGCUACGAGCGGCGUCGGCGACGCCGCCGCCGUUGUCCCGGCGGCGAGGGGAUCGUCCAUCUACAGAGGCGUGAGCAGGCACAGAGCCUCAGGGAAGUUCGAGGCGCACCUGUGGGACGGGCAUUGCCGGAGCACGGAACAGAGCAGGAAGGGCAGGCAAGUUUAUCUUGGAGCUUAUGACACGGAAGAGGCCGCAGCUCGCACCUAUGAUCUUGCGGCGCUCAAGUACUGGGGCUCGGACUGCCGCCACCUGCUCAACUUCCCGGUUGAAGCGUACAGGCAGGAGCUUGAGAGGAUGCGGUGCGUGACUCGAGAGGAGUACCUGGCCAGACUGAAGCGCGAGAGCAGCGGCUUCACCAGAGGCGCCUCCAAGUACAGGGGAGUAGCAAAGCAUCACGCCAACGGCCACGGCCGGUGGGAGGCGAGGAUUGGUGACCGUCGCCAUACCGCCAAGAGAUACGUCUACUUGGGGACAUACGAUACCCAGGAAGAGGCGGCCAUGGCCUACGACCUCGCGGCGAUACGGAUGCGGGGCCUCGCCGCCGUCACCAACUUCGACCUCGACUGCUACAUGGAGUACCUGCAGCCGCCCCUCUGCAAGGUCGACCCAGAGGUCCUGGAACCGGCGGCGCCAAUGCUGCUGCAGCCCAAGAUCGAGCCCAUGGACGACGAGCUGGUGCUCCGCGACGACGUGGACCGCGUCUUCGGUGAGUUCUUGCAGGCGCUCGGCAUGGACCCUGCCGACUUCGACUCCAGGCAGCGGCAAGCAUGGUGGCCGGCUGAUUACGAGGACGUGCGCGACCUGCCCGCAGACAUCGUCUUCGAGGACGACAUCGAGAGCGUGGUGUUCGACGCACCUGGAGCUUCUCAGGGUGGCGCGGCGGCGCCGGUGCUCCGCGACGACGUCGACGACGUGGACCGCGCCGUCGCCGAGUUCCUGCAUGCGCUCGCCAUGGACCCCGCCGACUUCGACGCCAGGCGCCCGCCCCUGCCGACCGACGUCCGCUUCGAGGACGACAUCGAGAGCGUGCACUGCGACGACGACGCCGCUGCAGCCGCAACCAUCAGCUCGCUGGCGUCGGGCCGCUGGCGGUGAUGGACGUGACGCUAGCUACUUCCACGGCGGCAUGCACAGCACCUCUAGUCCCCUCCGUGCUACCGCAUGCGCACGUACGUGUCAGGUUUGUAGUUACUGCUAAGGUACGUAGGUAGACUGUGUUUUGUGGGCGGUUGUAAAUGUCUGACGAAGUGCGGUUCAUUUUGUUGAUGGAUGGAGUGGCAGCGAUGUCAUGGCCGCCAGCCGGUUACU